Molecule: messenger RNA, 1121 nt
Organism: Cucumis sativus (cucumber)
Lineage: Eukaryota; Viridiplantae; Streptophyta; Magnoliopsida; Cucurbitales; Cucurbitaceae
Exons: 2
Coding region: 303-854 (183 amino acids)
Molecular function (GO): metal ion binding
Source: RefSeq, a predicted model, not a curated record
GGUUUGAAGCUCCACGUAUGUUUAUGAUGUAUGAUUUAUUACUUCUUUUGUAAGCCUAUGAUGUAUUAUUAUGUUUAAAAAACUAGUUAAUGUCUCAUUUUCUGCAUAAAGAUGAAACAUGAUCCAUAAACAGGGACCCAGAUAUCCGUGACUUGUUUUCUGUUAAGAGACUUUUCAAACUCAAUUUUAUGUAAGGAUCGACUGACGUGGAGGGCAUUGAAAAUGAGGCUGAUUUAUUUAAUUAGAGUUUAGUCAACCUUGAAUUUUUCUCCUGUUUGUUUACUUUUAUAUACAAUAUAUGUAUGACAUGUUUGGAUUUUUGUGUUUUCAAUCUAACCCAGGUAACAGAGAUGCGAGUCCAUAUGGACUGUCCCGGAUGUGAGAAACAAGUGAGGAAGGCCCUCCAAAAUCUAGAAGGUGUGGAUGAUGUGAUAAUAGAUUUCAACACACAGAAGGUCACUGUAAUGGGAUGGGCAAAACAAAAGAAGAUCCUGAAGGCAGUGCGGCGGAAUGGGCGGACGGCGGAGCUGUGGCCGUACCCUUACAACCCUCAAUACCAUGGCUUCCUCCACCACUACCAGCAUGUCCUCAACUCUCCUCAGCAUCGCCUCAACUCUCCUCAGCAUCACCAUCUCCCUCAGCCUCAGUCACAUACUAAACCAAUCAUCACUUACAAGUCAGUCCCUUCUUCCUCGCACAAGCACAAUGUGAGUCCAAUACAUGAGAGCUACAACUACAACGGCGGUGGUGCUGACUAUGGACAUUAUUAUCAAGAGCCACCCUUUACAAUGAUUGAUGAAGAAGCUACUGCCAUGUUCAGUGAUGAGAACCCACAUUCUUGUGUUGUCAUGUGAUGUAAGUAAAUUGUACUACUGUCACAGUUAGAGUCUGUUUGGGGUAACUUUCUAAGUGCUUAAAAACACUCUAGUAAGCACUUAAAAAGUCAUUCUAUACAAGUCCUUCCUUGUUUAGAGUUUGGACAUUUCAAUUCUCUCUUGCACCUGUAUGGAUGUGUUGUGUAUUGUGUGUACAAAUGUGUAAAUGAGCAACGGAUGUGUAUUUAUGUUUUCUCUUGUCCACUUCUGAUAAAUUUUGCCUAAUAAUUGUCUCUUUUUUGUUUA